Messenger RNA from Fonsecaea pedrosoi CBS 271.37, 723 nucleotides. RefSeq lists its product as uncharacterized. The transcript has a single exon. Gene Ontology annotation, cellular component: cytoplasm. The record is from RefSeq and is a predicted model, not a curated record. Bases 1 to 723 code for a protein of 240 amino acids. Lineage: Eukaryota; Fungi; Ascomycota; Eurotiomycetes; Chaetothyriales; Herpotrichiellaceae. Gene Ontology annotation, molecular function: ATP binding; protein kinase activity. Gene Ontology annotation, biological process: signal transduction; protein phosphorylation.
AUGAAUACUGACACCUGCGCACAGAAGCUCCGACACGUCAACUUCCCCCUCGUCACCUCAGUACCCGUGGAACUGGGUUCCUUGACACCAAAGGAGGGCGAGUACGACGACCGAAUUCCGGUUAUUGAAGCGAUUGGAGUCGAGAAGGCAAUCUAUCGAAGAUUAGGUAGCCACGACGGUAUUGUCCGCUGCUACGAUCUCGAGACAUCCGACCCUUCGAUCCGAAUGGAGCGGAUGAGCGGUGAUCUUCGUCAUUUUCUGAAGGAACAGGAACCACAACUACCGCGCGGGAUUCUGUUGUCCUGGUUUGUCCAACUAGCGCACACAAUGGCCUAUAUCCACGGACACCGGAUUAUCAUUGCAGAUAUUCGAUUGGACAAUCUCCUCCUCAACGACACUCUAGAUGUGAAGUUUUGCGACUUUGGAGAAUCAACCUUGAUGCCGCUCGAAUGGGACCUAUCUGGGACUGACGAGCUUGGUUAUUCAAUCUUGAAUGACAUUGGCCAAUUUGGUGCGGUAAUGUACCAAGUGAUUACUGGACGUGAGUGCAAAUUCGACCUGACACGGAAGGGAUCCGACAGUUGGUAUUCAGGGCCACGACGAGAUGACCUCCCGUCCACCGAAUCCGUCUGGCUAGGCCAUAUCAUUGAGAACUGUUGGACUUUGGGGUUUCAGUCCUCCGAGGAACUCGCCGCAGCGCUGGACCGGGCACCACUUUCCUGA